GGGGAGAAUCAAAUUCUGGACCGGACUCUACCCUACCUGAACGAGCUUUAAAGCUCCCUCGUGGAAUCUGAUUCUCGAUCCUUCUUCUUGCUUCGAGAUUGGCGCAGAGCUUGACUCACUCCCUCGCAUUGACCCGCCCGCAUUGACUUCGACCCAGCUCCGGCGCGGCGAGGAUGGCGAAGGUCCGGUGCCAGAGGAUCGGCUGCGAGGCCUCCUUCUCCGAGGACGACAAUCCGGAAGGUUCCUGCCGCUACCACCCCGCGGGUCCUAUAUUUCACGAUGGGAUGAAAGAAUGGAGUUGUUGCAAGAAGAAAAGUCAUGAUUUUAGUGAGUUUCUGGGAAUUCCUGGAUGUAAGACAGGCAAACACACUACUGAAAAGCCAUCAACCAAGGCAGUUACAGCUACUAAGACUCCAAGUGCUGCCACCAGUGCUGCCACCAGUGCUGCACCUGCAACUAAUGCAUCAUCAAAAGAGUCUUGCGCGAGAUGUCGGCAGGGUUUCUUCUGUUCUGAUCAUGGUUCAAGAACUGGAAAAACAAACAUAGAUGUGGCAAAUGCAAAUGCUGAACCUGCUGUUGAAAGCAGUAAGGAUGCCAAGAUCUCUGUGGUUCCACAAAAGAGAAUAAUCGACAUAAAUGAGCCGCAGACUUGCAAAAAUAAAGGAUGCGGUCAAACUUUUAAAGAGAAGGAUAAUCAUGAGAUAGCCUGCUCUUUCCAUCCUGGGCCUGCUGUUUUCCACGACAGGAUGAGAGGGUGGAAAUGCUGUGACGUUCAUGUUAAGGAAUUUGAUGAGUUCAUGACCAUUCCACCAUGUACCAAGGGAUGGCAUAAUGCAGAUCCGGCAUCAUAGGGAGCACUAAGGUGUAGCAAUAAGGUUUUGUAUGGAUUGUAUCGGGAGUUGAUAUUGGAGUGGUAGUUGUUAUCCUUUGCAGUGAAAAUUCCACUGUUUUCCUUGAUUGACAUGGUAUCGACAAUGUCAAGAAGAUAUCCUGCUUCUCAACUGUGAUUAGCUUAACUGUACCUUUCCCUUUAAUUAUUGCUGUGUUGUGAAACACUAUUCUUAGAUUCGGGGUAAUCUUCUCUUCUCUCUAAGCAGUUUUCCCGAUCAUUCUGGUUCGGGAAGUCCCAAAAUGAAGCGUCUUUUAAA
Messenger RNA from Eucalyptus grandis, 1148 nucleotides. RefSeq names its product cysteine and histidine-rich domain-containing protein RAR1. Gene Ontology annotation, biological process: defense response to fungus; defense response to bacterium. Gene Ontology annotation, cellular component: nucleus; cytoplasm. The record is from RefSeq and is a predicted model, not a curated record. Lineage: Eukaryota; Viridiplantae; Streptophyta; Magnoliopsida; Myrtales; Myrtaceae. Gene Ontology annotation, molecular function: Hsp90 protein binding. Bases 174 to 851 code for a protein of 225 amino acids. The transcript has 6 exons.